AUGGCGCAUGCCUCGCUGUGGACUUCUUCACCUUUAUGGGUGGUGGCCAUUUUCUGCAUCUUGUCUCCAGCGCAGAACUUUGAAAUUAUAGAAAAGGAGGACAUCUACAGCGUUGUUCCCUGCCCUGCUUUUCUACUUUUUGAUUCCGUUGCGUACCUGGCUGACAUGACCUUUGAACUACCCUGCAAUCGCAAACCGGAUAACGUACACUCCGUGGUGUGGUACUACCAAAGGAACUUAGGUGCAAAGGACACGCGCAUUCUUACGAGAAUUACGGCUACCGCCGUGGACAGCAAACGAGGACAGAUUCAGUCCGUUGCCCAUCUCUCGUACGAUAUAAAGAUGUUCAACCUCAUCGUCUUCCAGGCUCAGCCGGAAGAAUCUGGACAUUAUAUCUGCGGCACUCUAGAUGGACAGUACUUCUACGGCUACAACGUGGACAUCCAGCCAUCCAGGGGCGCUCAUAUCACCUUUGCAGACAAGCAUGCAAAUCCACAGCCGGAGCUGAAGAUGAACGACUUCACGGCUUUCACUGCUUUGUGGGAAUGGUCCAAGUGCGACCGCUGUGACGUGAGAGGAGAGCAGAGGAGAUUGGGAAUGUGCUACCUUCAAAGCCCGUACAUUUUCCCAAGGAACCGGGUGAGUAAGGCUGAUGUGGCCCCCUGUGGCUCCGGAGCUGUCCCAGCAAGAUUCAAGCCCUACCUGGCCGACAGGAAAACCGAAAUAUUGAUUAGGAGCUGUGAGACUCCUUGCUACAAAGCCAAAAAGGGUUUCUUCGGGAAGCUGCAAAGCCUGAUGCACAGCCUCUACAAACUGAAGAAGCACAUUCCCUUUAUCCCUAAGGCACCCACUCAGGUACAUACACACGCUCUGGGGGAAAACCUAGUCCUUGCUUGUCCAGAUGCCAAACCACAUCAUUCGGUAGCCUGGGACAAGGAUAAAGAGCGCCUGUACCUUGCAGAUUACCUGAUUGGGCAAAAAGGGUCCAUGCGGGUCUUUAUUGACCAUGGGAACCACCUGAACAUUCAUUCCGUCGAACGCGGUGACAAAGGCAUAUACUACUGCUGGCUGGACGGUAAACUGAAGGCUGGAUUCCGCCUUAAUGUGGUGAGAGACCCGCUGAAGCAGCGCAAAUUCACCGACCCGGACUCAAUUUACACCAUGAAGACGAUUGGCCUUACUGCCCUCGGCUGUCUUGGGCUCUUUUUGAUUAUUCACUGCCUGAAGUGCAUUUCGUACAACUUCAGAUGCAUCCCUUUCAUGAACGAUUAA
Messenger RNA from Spea bombifrons (plains spadefoot toad), 1272 nucleotides. Its product is annotated as Ig-like V-type domain-containing protein FAM187A. NCBI's taxonomy places the organism in Eukaryota, Metazoa, Chordata, Amphibia, Anura, Pelobatidae. The record is from RefSeq and is a predicted model, not a curated record. The transcript has a single exon. The coding region runs from base 1 to 1272 and encodes 423 amino acids.